This is a messenger RNA of Eurytemora carolleeae, 1761 nucleotides long. RefSeq lists its product as uncharacterized. The coding region runs from base 403 to 1221 and encodes 272 amino acids. Lineage: Eukaryota; Metazoa; Arthropoda; Copepoda; Calanoida; Temoridae. The record is from RefSeq and is a predicted model, not a curated record. The transcript is spliced from 17 exons.
AGGUCUACGGCAUUGGGUUACAAAGAUAUAGAGAUUAUAAAAAUCAGACUUUGUGGCAAAAACUCAAUUCCUUUGUAACUGGAGUUUAACAACCGUCUUCCAAUUCUACAGUUUUAUGUGUUUCACUGUUAUGUAAACAAUGCUGAGAUAAGUUCAAAGAGACGUAAUUACAUCUUAAUAAUCCAAAUUAUUUUCUAUUUUUAUUAUUUAUUCAAUUUCUCAAUUAAACUCUAUUCAUCUAAAUUUUGAAUAAUUUUCUGUCAUCCAUUUUUUCAUUUUUAUGGCAUAGUUUUGAUGCGGUGACAGUAAAUAGUAAAAUUGCUUUUAUCGAAAUGUUUAAAACUCUCCAAUACUUUUUGCGUGUUUAGAUUUUCAGAUUAAAAUUAAAGAAUUUCUGCAAAAAUGCGAAAAUUGUACAAUCUUGCGACUUUUCUACUUUUGGGACAUUUUCCUUCAGCUUUCAGUCAGCAACAGUUUGUGGGUACUCUAGUCAGAGACGAAGAGAUGAUUUUACCAAAAUGUUGUGGGGGCGGAGAUCUCAAGAAUGUAAAUGGAAGUUUAAUCUGUAUCGGAGAUGAGAAGAAAUCAAGUAUUGAAGUUGGAUUUAGCGGGAUAACAAGAGAAUACCCAGUUCAGGGUUCUGGAAUGCCGUUUUGUAAAUCUGAACUAGAAGCUUGGUAUCCUGAGCAAUCAGAAUCUCUAUCAGAGAGUUCAUCCCUGUUAACUGAAGACGGAGUUUUAAUCCAUGAAGAUCAUUGGUACAGAAAAGACUCUUUCUGUGUGGAUCAUCUCAUAGACUCAGAUUAUGGGGAAGAUUUAAGAAAUGUGGUUGUCCUGUACUGUGUACCCAAAGGUGAAAGGAAAAUUAAAUGUGAAAACCUUGAAGAUUGCACCAGCAGGUGUUGUCAGCCCUGGGCCAGGCUAGAUCAAGAUGUUCAGUUCUGUUCACAUCAUCAGGAUGGGCAGCUGCAGAAAAAAAGCUCUACAGGAUAUAUUUACAAUAGUUUACAAUGUAACCAGUUGAUGAAUAGCUCUGUGUAUACAAUGGAGGAAAGGGGGAUUGAAAUUAAUGGAAAUUUUGUUUCAAGGACUCAAUAUUGUUUGGAUUCUGAAAGGAUAUUCUGUUCAGACAUGUUGUAUACUACUGUGCAGAUGAACUACAGCCCAACAAGAAAUCGUCCAGUGAACCUACAUCAAACUCAUCCAUCAACCAAUUCCUAGCUUUCAACAGUAUACUCAUUUCUAUAUUUAUAAUGAUGUUAUCAAAUAGUAAAUACUUAUAAGUUGCUUAAAAAUUAAUAUGACUAAAAGGAAAUAUAUUUAAUUUUGGAUGAUUUCAGUUUUCAAUUUGAUAAUUUAAUGCAUGUGCUAUGACACGUGAUACACGCAAGGUUGUUGUGCCACAUGUAUAGUGUAUACAUUUCCGCAAGGUUCGGUAAUUUUCUUAUUUUGAAAAUGUUUCAAGGUUUACAUUAUACAAUACAAACCAUGUAGAAAUAAAUCAAUGGAACAAUGCAGUUGUCAGCUUAGACAUCUAUGACAGCUAUGAAAGCAUGAAAGAGAAAACGACUUUAUUUAUUUGGAUUGGUUGUUUUAGCAAGACUCAUUAAGUUGAUAAACACAGAUUUCUGUUCAAGCUUUUUUCUGCAAUUUAAGAAAAUAUGUAUAAUCCUUUCUUAGUUCGACUGCAGGGUUUUAAAGGAAUUGAGUCUUUGCCACAAACUCAAAUUUUCUAAUCCCUAUAUCUAUGGAACCUGAUGU